AUGAAGACAUAUCAUCUGAAAAGACUUUAGACAAAGAAACAUGGAAACAAAAAUGACAACACAGCAGGAAGUGAAUGUCAGGGUGGCAGUAAGGGUGAGGCCACUUCUACCAAAGGAGAGGGUAUCUGGAGAAGAAAUGUGUAUGCGGGUUGUGCCUUCCAGUAAUCAGCUCAUACUGGGGAAGGACAGAGGAUUUACAUUUGACUAUGUCCACUCACCAAAAGUUUCUCAGGAAGAAGUAUACAAGUCAUGUGUAGAAUCUUUAGUUGGGAGUAUAUUUGAAGGAUACAAUGCCACUGUAUUUGCCUAUGGCCAAACGGGUUCUGGUAAGACCUACACAGUGGGAGGAGGGAACAUGAACGCUCUGACAGAGGAGGAAUAUGGCAUUAUCCCAAGGGCCCUCAAAGAUAUGUUUGAUUACAUGCAGGCUAAUAAAGAGGUGGAAUACUCUGUUAAAGUAUCUUACAUUGAAAUUUAUAAAGAAGAACUUCAGGAUCUUCUGGACAUUGAGACACCAGCCAGCAAUCUCCAUGUCAGAGAGGAUGAUAAAGGCAAUACUGUGAUAAUUGGGGCCAGGGAGGUAGAGUGUGAAACACUUGAUGAUGUCAUGAGUCUCCUCGAGUCUGGGUCAGCGGUCCGAACCACAGGGUCCACACAGAUGAAUGAACACUCAAGCCGUUCACAUUCUGUAUUUACUGUCAACAUAGGUCAGAAAUGGACAGAAAAUGAUGUCAUGGCAGAGAAAAGAAAACAAAGUGAGAGCACCGAGUCCCUGGAUGAAGAUAUCACCCACACCAUGUGUGGGAAGUUUCAUUUCGUUGACCUUGCGGGAUCUGAAAGAGCUCACAGAACAGGAAAUGUGGGAGACAGGUUCAAAGAGUCAGUACAUAUCAAUUCUGGACUGUUGGCACUGGGUAAUGUCAUCAGUUCUUUAGGGGAUCCAAAGAAGAGAUCAACUCACAUUCCCUACAGAGAGUCCAAAAUCACCCGACUUCUGAAGGACUCCUUAGGAGGAAAUGCCAAAACUCUGAUGAUUUGCUGUAUAAGUCCGUCCUCAGCCAAUUUUGAUGAAUCUCAUAAUGCUUUAAAGUAUGCCAACAGGGCCAGGAAUAUCAAGAAUACCCCUAUUGUGAACAGAGAUGUGCAGUCCAUUAGAUUUGAAGAAAUGCAGUGUGAAAUAAAGGCCUUGAGAGAGGAGUUGGUGAGACAGAGGACGUCUAUGCUGAGUAAUGGUGGAGGUGACAAUGUGUAUAAUCCAGAGAAAGCCAUGCAGGACGCACAAGAGAUGAAAAAGUUAGAACAACAAGUCAUUAGAUUACAGACGGAGUGUUCCCACUACAAGAUGAUCGCAGAGGAGGCCUACAGACAGCUGAUUGAGAUCCAGCAGCGGGACAUCCUGUCUAAGAGUCAGGACUUCAGGCUAAAGGACUGGCUGGACCUGAUGGAGGAGAUCAAAAACAAGGUUCCUGCAACUCUAACUAAGGAGGAAUUAGAAAACCAGACAAUUCGAGAUCUGCAGUCCCAACUUAAGAAGUGCAGGGAAGAUCUCAAAAGUGACGAGGAAAUCUUCGCAGAGAAAAAUAAGGAUUUUAACGGACUAAUUGAGAGAAAUGAGGAAUUGGGUAAUUUACUAGAGGAAACUACUAAGAAAUUGUCAGAGGCUGAGAACCAGAUUAGGAAGCAGGAACAGCAGAUGAUUGAACAACAGAUGAAGAUUGAGGAACUACACAAAGCUCUCAAGGAGGAUGUACAUGACAGUGUUAUUUUGACAAACCAGGAUGAGUUGUUUAGUGAGAGCAGUAUACUGGACGAGGAAGCAGUGGCGUCGAGUGCUCCGGCUGGAAUGACCGGGGGUCAGCGGCCAAAGUCUGUUCCUGUCCAGUUGUCAAGGAGACCAGAUGCUUACCCUGGACUUAGACCACCAUCCAGAAACAUCAAGACCAGCCCGGCCUUGUUCACUCUCGAGCGAGUGAUGAAGAGUUUCCGGGCUCGGAGUCAGUUAUUGGUGAGUCGCCUUGAGGACAGCGAUGAGGUCAUGCAUCAGACAUUUGAUGAGGAUGAGGAAAACAUUGCCAUUGGAAACAGUCUUGGGGAUGGAAGUAAAUUCAAGCGGAAGGGAACAUACAAAGUAAAGAAAGGUCCAGGAAACUCAGAAGACAAUAAAGAAAAUAAUGCAGAUCAGAUGAACAUCCCAGCCAUCAGAAUCAGUAAACCAGCCAUCAGGGGAAGUGUGUCCUCCUCAGCUGGAGACCCCGUGUAUGAGACAGUAGAGGAUCGCCUGAGGAAGAGUAUUAAUACACAGAGGAAGAUUAAGGAGACCCAGAUCAAAAUGUCGGAGGACCACCAGAAGAUGAGAGACCUCUCGAUAAACAUCAGAAUGAAAGAACAGCUUAUAAAGGAACUUGUUAAAACAGGGAAAGAUGCUGAAGUCCUCAAUAAACAAUAUGCUGAGAAGAUUAAGCAUCUGGAAAAAGAGAAAGAAAAGACUAAGUCUGAUUUGGAGGAAACUCACAAACUUCUGACAGAGUUAGAGACAAAUAAACAUCAGGAGAAGGUGGAAAAACAGAGACUUCAGCAAGAAUACAAGAAAAAGUUGGAGCUUUCCAAAGCAAAAAUGUCUGCCAUUCAAAGGAAGCAAAAAGAAACAGAAAAGAUUGCCAAUUUCUCAGCACAAAACAGCAAAAAGAUUUCUGAUUUGGAGAUGCAGGUGGAUAGGAUGAGACAACAGCAGGAUCAGCUACAGAAACGACUCAAGGAUGAAUCAGAAAAGAAGGGGAAGCUAGAGAAAGAGAUGCAGAAGGAAGCACAGAAGGUGAGAGAUUUACAGAAGAAGAAUGAACAUCAAGAGAAAUUGUUAAAGAAGAAAAAUGAGGAGAUAGCUGCCGCACAACGUAAACUUAAGUCCGGGACGUUACCCCCCAUACAAAUCGAUGACAUGGAGAAGAUAGAGGAGCAGAAAAGAUGGCUGGACAAUGAAGUGGAGAAGGUGGUGGAACAGCGGAGACAGGUGGAGGAACUUGAAGAGAUUCUUAAAAAAAGAGAAGAAAUUGUCAGCAAGAAGGAGGCCAUACUGAAUGAGAAGAGUGAGCUGGAAAUGAAGAAGUUACGAUCUAGUCAAGUAGUCAAUAAGAACAUUUUGACUGUGUCGUCUAAGUUGGAUACAGUGGAUAGAAUGAUAGAUGAGAAGAGCAGAGAACUAGCUCACACACCCUUAGAGGACCAGCAAAGAAUUAAGGAGGAGCUGGGUUUACUACAGGGGAACAGAGACACACUGCAGAAGAAGAGGGGAGUCCUGGAAGAGAAACUUCAGGAGGGGAGGCUGAUGUCACCGCAGGAUGAGAGGAGAUUGAUAGAGCUAGAUGAAGCCAUUGAAGCUUUGGAUGCUGCCAUUGAGUAUAAGAAUGACCACAUCAACAGUAAACAACUGGAACUUAGGCACUCACAGGUGCUCUCACAGAGUGAGGAUUCUGUCAUGAAUAGACUAAAAGCACUCUCAGCUGUAGAAACCAAGACACUGCUGUCUAAGUACUUUGAAAAAGUAGUCAAUUUAAGAGAAAAGGAGAGGAAGACCGAUGUUCAAUGUAGUGAAAUGGAGGUGAAGUUAGAUGAGCAGGAGCAGUUGAUUCGUGAGUUGGAGGGUGCACUCCAGCGGGCAGCAGUGGAGGUGGACCGUCGUCUGACAAAGCAACAAAGAGAGUACGAACAGAAGAUGCAGUUACUGAUGCAACAGAUCACCACCAGUAGCACCGCGGUGGAGGAUCAACCAGUGAUGGAAACCACCGAAACAAAAAUCCAUCGGUUGGAGAAGGACCUGUAUUUCUACAAGAAAACCAGUAGGGAUUUGAAGAGGAAGUUAAGAGAUUUGUAUGCGUCAGGUGUUAUAAAAUCCCAUGAUGACGUGGGCCUAAACUCUCUACAAAGCUCCGUUGAUGAUCAAGAGUUACCUCCCAUGUCAAAUAAUCACUCUCACAUUCCAAGCUCACUCAACAGGGAAAGAGAAAUCCGUCCCUUGAGUGGUAGAAGUGAAGGUCAUGGUUCAAGGCCAAGUUCAGCACGGAAUGCUGUUGUGACACACACCAGUAUUACUCCAGUGAAAAUUUCUAGGAAUAAUCUCCGUCUGAUGACAGAAAAAGAAGUAUCUGUCCGGAGGUCGAAUCUCAGUACAAGCCAGCAGAGUGUGGGAUCUCCACCCCCUCCUCAGGAUUCUCUAGAUCCUGGUGGAGGCAAUAAUCCUUGGGGCUGAAGCUUUGAGUCAUCAGUGUAUUAUUUUAUGUGUUCAUUCCUGACAUUUGGUUGGUGCUGUGUUAUACCAUGGUUUAUCUCCCCUGAUCCCCAGGUAGGAGUGGGGAGUGAUAGUGCUAGUGACAAUGAGGACAAAGGAGGGGUGGUGUACUAACCACUCUUACCACACAAUAAAAACUCACAAUUCUGUAACAGAGUUCAAUGCUUUGUGUAUACAAGACAGCUGUCCAGUGAAAAUAUGCUUAAAGGUGUUUUCUGAAGAUUUAUUGUACAAUCUGAGCUUUACAUCAUGUAGUUUAAGAUUUGUCAUUCUGUUAUCAAAGAAUUGGCAAUAUUGUAGUGAUUUGUCAGAAAGAUCUCGGUCUGUACAUACAUGAACAUAUUUAAGUUGUAACAAAUUGUUAAAAUUCAAUGUGUUUGAAAGGUUGUAAACAUCAAACUGCUUUGUCCAGUAAUUAGGACUUCAAAUUGCACUGUUGUUUGUGUUAUAAGAGAUAUUUAAGAAAUGGCAGGUCUUGUACAAAUACAUGUACAUGUAGUUUGUUCUUGUCAGGAAAUCCACAAAAUAGGAUUUUCUCCCACAUCGGAUGCUUUUUGAGUGAAAUGUUUUCCGUCCUAUGAAUUAACAUUGUCACAUAUGUACAUGUAACAUUUGUUUUUAUUAUUUUAUGCCAUGUGAUUAACUGUUGAAAUAUUGGCAGCAAAGUCUUGUCUUAUGGGUAGAACCCAGUUAUUUUAUUCCUUUUCCAGUUUGACAGGUUAAGCUUACACUUUAGAAGUCUGGAUGUAACACUCAGAACUGCCAUUAUUAGUGAAGUUUAUAAGAAUAUAAAGUUUAAUAUUUCAGUUGUGUUUUCUAAAGCUUUCUGACCAUGACAACUGCCUCUCUUGACAAAUGUUCAUGUGUUCACAGCUAGGUCAUUAAAUAAGGAGGAGGGGGCAUUGUAAAUCAGAGCUUUCAUUUUUCUGGUUGUGAUUUAUUUGGUACAGUGUAUUUCAACUCCACAGUAAAUUUCUGUUAUAAUGAAGUCCAAGGGACGUGUGAAUUUAUUUGCUUUAUCCUAAAGUUGUUAUAUAUGUAUAACAUAGAUUUAACACUUUUUUUUAUCAUCAGUGAAUUUUAAUUUUUAAUCACAAUAGCAACAACUGCAUUACCUGUCUCACAUUCUUACAAUCUCUGAUGCCAUCCAUAUACAAUUAGGUGUGAUAAAAUAACCAGAUUCAAUUUGUACUUGGAUGUGUGAGGUGUUAUUGUAUGAGCUUAGCUUAGUGUACAAUAUUUUAGGUACAACUUUACAUUUUUGUUACGUUUCACUGGCUUAUUUUAUGGAACUUACAUGUAUAUUUAUUAAGGACAUAUGAUGCUAUAUUUAUUGAAUGGAAAAAUAA
Messenger RNA from Saccostrea echinata, 5631 nucleotides. Its product is annotated as kinesin-like protein KIF27. The transcript has 36 exons. The record is from RefSeq and is a predicted model, not a curated record. Gene Ontology annotation, molecular function: microtubule motor activity; microtubule binding; ATP binding. NCBI's taxonomy places the organism in Eukaryota, Metazoa, Mollusca, Bivalvia, Ostreida, Ostreidae. Bases 41 to 4243 code for a protein of 1400 amino acids. Gene Ontology annotation, biological process: microtubule-based movement; mitotic spindle organization.